AUGGCAGACACACUGAAGACGGCCAAUGAUGCAACAAAGAAUCUUCCAGGCGGUGCUGGAGGUGAUCUGGCAAAAACAGAUCCAGCCAAGGGUGAUGUGCUAGGCGGCAGGAACAAGCCAAAUGAUAGCCCCACGGUCGGCAAGGAGGAGAAGAAGAACAGCUUGAGAAUCAACAUCGAGCUCGACAUCGAUAUCGAGAUCCAUUUGACAGCAAGAAUCAAAGGAGAUAUCACAAUUGGUCUAUUAUCAUCCUCCAGCUUCACUGCAGCUGCAUUCUCCAAUCCAGGCACAGCGAUUGAGUUCGCAGAGUUCUGA
This is a messenger RNA of Pseudocercospora fijiensis CIRAD86, 315 nucleotides long. RefSeq lists its product as uncharacterized. The coding region runs from base 1 to 315 and encodes 104 amino acids. Lineage: Eukaryota; Fungi; Ascomycota; Dothideomycetes; Mycosphaerellales; Mycosphaerellaceae. The record is from RefSeq and is a predicted model, not a curated record. The transcript is spliced from 4 exons.